Molecule: messenger RNA, 1537 nt
Organism: Doryrhamphus excisus (bluestripe pipefish)
Lineage: Eukaryota; Metazoa; Chordata; Actinopteri; Syngnathiformes; Syngnathidae
Gene: dnajb6b
Product: DnaJ heat shock protein family (Hsp40) member B6b
Molecular function (GO): Hsp70 protein binding
Source: RefSeq, a predicted model, not a curated record
AUCUCGUUGACUGCGUCAUCACGGACGCUCAAAGCCAUGCUGCCUUCGCGUCCUCCUCGUCAUAAAAUGUAAACGAACGAGUAAGACUUUUUUCAUAGAGAUGGCAUAGCGCAAAAAAAUAAAAAUUAAAAAUAAUCCAGGCUUGUUAAAAUAUAUUAGCGGUCACUCCUCCACUCAGUGGGCUGUGACUGAGUAACUGUCAUUACGAAAGAGGGGCUAUCUUAUGUGGUGUGCUCGCCGACAGUCCCUGAACGCAGCAGCAGCAGCAGCAGCUCGUGUACAUUGACUAUAGACUAGCGUGGUAGUUAGCAAUGUUUACUUCUAGUUAGUACUAUUACUAACAACUAGCUGCUCAUCAACGGCUGCUUGGGACCAAAAGGAGAACAUUUCCCGGCGACCUCGAAGAAGACCCUCUCCUCAUAGCACCCCUCAGCCAGUGAGUCAUGGUGGACUACUACCACGUCUUAGGAGUACACAAAAAUGCAACACCAACAGACAUCAAGAAAGCCUACAGAAAGCUGGCACUAAAGUGGCAUCCAGACAAGAACCCAGAAAAUAAAGAGGAAGCAGAGAAAAGGUUCAAAGAGCUGUCCGAGGCCUAUGAAGUGCUCUCAGAUGAAAGCAAGAGGAACAUAUAUGAUCGAUAUGGAAAACAAGGUCUGAAUGCAGGAGGAGGAGGCGGAGGACAACACAAUCACUUUGGCGGCUCCAACUUCACAUUCCGAAAUCCAGAGGACGUAUUCAGGGAAUUCUUUGGCGGCAGAGAUCCCUUUGCUGAUUUCUUUGCCAACGACCCCUUUGGUGACUUCAUCGGGCACGGCCGCCACAGGGGGGCGAGCAGAACCCGGAUGGGAGGCAGGUUCUUUGAUUUUGGGAGCUUCCCCUUCGAAUCAGCUUUUAACUCCUCCGGUGACAUGAGUGGCGGCGGCUUCACGUCCUUCACCUCCUCUUUUGGCGGCGGCGGCGGUGGGAUGUCCAACUUUAAGUCAGUGUCCACCUCCACCAAGUUUGUCAACGGCAGAAAAAUCACCACCAAACGGACGGUGGAGAAUGGGCAGGAGCGCGUGGAGGUAGAAGAGGACGGCCAGCUGAAGUCGCUAACAGUUAACGACGUCAGCAUUGACGAUGAAGAGCGACGUCGGCGCCGACACAAUCUACUUCCGGGUGUGAGCGGGCACCAGCUCUACCUGAGGAGCUCCGCCCACAAUCCCCCGGAUGAGGAAGAGGAAGCAGAGGAAGAGUACGGCCUAACGAGAGGAGGUUACAUGGAAACCAAGAGGAAAAAGAGUUACUUCAAGGAGGCGGAGUCUAAAAGGAGACGAGCCCCCCCUCGAUUCUUCUACCCCACAUUUGGCGGACUUGCGUCUUUUUUUUCAUAAUCAAAUGUCGUUUCCUUUUGGAAACAUUCUUUGCUAAAUGUGGACACACAGUGGACAUGUCCAGUCAUUUAUUUGGUAUUUUGUUUUGUGACUUUCGGGAAAGAGACGUACCUUAAAAAUAAUGUUUUUAAAGAAAUAAAUGUUGUGAUUACUCUUCA